Messenger RNA from Ceratotherium simum simum (southern white rhinoceros), 3060 nucleotides. RefSeq names its product even-skipped homeobox 1 (gene EVX1). The record is from RefSeq and is a predicted model, not a curated record. NCBI's taxonomy places the organism in Eukaryota, Metazoa, Chordata, Mammalia, Perissodactyla, Rhinocerotidae. Gene Ontology annotation, molecular function: DNA-binding transcription factor activity, RNA polymerase II-specific; RNA polymerase II cis-regulatory region sequence-specific DNA binding. Gene Ontology annotation, biological process: regulation of transcription by RNA polymerase II. Gene Ontology annotation, cellular component: nucleus.
CUCUGCCUGGGUGUCUCCCUCUCUCAGUGUGUGUGUCUCUCUGUUUUCACACUCUCCUCCCCAUUCGAGCGAGGCCCACACCUGGCGCAUCACUGCCGAGCCAUUAGCUGCGGGUCUCCUUUCAUCUUCGCUGUGGCAGACGUUUCUAUUUAUCCACUUGCGCUCGCCGAGUGGCGUCACCAGCGGUACUGUAAUGACGAUUGCAGCAGGAGGAUGACAGCUUAGAAAGAAGAGGGCAAUGGGGCUUCCUCCCAGAGGCGGUGCGGCACAGAGGAGCGCUCGCAUCACAAGGUGACCCCGGCUCCCCACCGCCACCACCGCCGUCACCGUCGACAUCGCGCUCCGGCCGCUUCGCGCCCGCCCAGUCGCCUGGCCUCUCUUUCUCCCUCCCGCAGCCAAGAUCUGUCGGACUGCUGGGGACCCAAGAAGCCGGUGGCUAGGAGCUCAUUUGGGGCUUCCCCCUCACCCCCGGAGAGCCCCGGGAUGGAGAGCCGAAAGGACAUGGUUAUGUUUCUGGAUGGGGGUCAGCUUGGUACUCUGGUUGGCAAGAGGGUCUCCAAUUUGUCCGAAGCCGAGCCGCUCGAGAAGAUGGUCCCCCGUGGUUGCUUGAGCCCGCGGGCAGGUCCUCUGGCCGCCCGGGAGCGCGGCGGGGGAGGCCCGGAGGAGGAGCCGGUCGACGGACUAGCAGGCAGCGCUGCGGGGCCGGGUGCCGAGCCGCGGGCAGCUGGGGCCGCCGUGCUCGGCCCCGGACCUCCGGCCCCCUCCUCCGACAGCCUUUCGGGCCAGGGGCAACCCAGCAGCUCGGACACUGAAUCGGAUUUCUAUGAAGAAAUCGAGGUGAGCUGCACCCCGGACUGCGCCACGGGGAACGCCGAGUACCAGCACAGCAAAGGGCCCAGCUCCGAGGCACUGGCCAGCAGUCCCAACGGUGGCAGCGAGGCCCCCAAGAGCAACAGUGGCGGCAGCUCGCAGGGCACCUUGGCCUGCAGCGCCAGUGACCAGAUGCGACGUUACCGUACCGCCUUCACCCGGGAGCAGAUUGCACGGCUGGAGAAGGAAUUCUACAGGGAGAACUACGUAUCCAGGCCUCGGAGAUGCGAGCUGGCGGCUGCCCUAAACCUGCCAGAAACCACCAUCAAGGUGUGGUUCCAGAACCGGCGCAUGAAGGACAAGCGGCAGCGGCUGGCCAUGACGUGGCCGCACCCGGCAGACCCCGCCUUCUACACGUACAUGAUGAGCCACGCGGCGGCCGCGGGCGGCCUGCCCUACCCCUUCCCGUCGCACCUGCCCCUGCCCUACUACUCGCCCGUGAGCCUGGGCGCCGCGUCCGCCGCGUCGGCCGCCGCCUCGCCCUUCAGCGGCCCGCUGCGCCCGCUCGACACCUUCCGCGUGCUCUCGCAGCCCUACCCGCGGCCCGAACUGCUGUGCGCCUUCCGCCACCCGCCGCUCUACCCGGGCCCGGCGCACGGACUGGGCGCCUCGGCCGGCGGCCCCUGCUCCUGCCUCGCCUGCCACGGCGGCCCGGCCAACGGGCUGGCGCCCCGCGCCGCCGCCGCCUCGGACUUCACCUGUGCCUCCACCUCCCGCUCGGACUCCUUCCUCAACUUCGCGCCCUCCGUGCUCAGCAAGGCCUCCUCUGUCGCGCUGGACCAGAGGGAGGAGGUGCCCCUCACCAGAUAAGGGGCCGCCCGCGGGCUGCCGGCUCCAGGACGCCCGUGGGGGCCCCCCCGGGGACUCAGCCAGCGCCCCUCCCCGCCCCCAGGGCACCGAGGGGAAAGAAGAGGGUCGCAAAGAACCAACGGGACUCGGCCUCGAGGAUCGGGACGCCCGGGAAGCGGCGUGGCUGGCGCGUUUGGGGAGCAGGAGUGGAGAUGGGGAGGCAGAAGCUGAGAGACCUUUCUCUGGGGCGGGCCCUCUUUGCCGUUCUUCACCGGACCCGCAGCCCCUGAACAGGGUUGCCGCCGUGGCUCCAAAGCUGAACAAACUUAGCAGCAACAGCAACCAAUACUCAGCCCCUCAGCACCUGCCCCCCGCCCCCCCACCUCCCGCCCCUUCCUCACCCGGGACCCCUCCCCUCUGUCCAAGCCCAAGCGUGGAAGGGGAAACUGCUAUGUCUUUGAACAAAGUGCUGUGUAUGCAGAGCAGGUAGAGAUUAAUCUUUGCCAGCUUUUCCAAGGCAUGGCGAGGGGCUUGCGGAUGGCAACGCACCAGCCAUCUACGGGAGAGAGUUAGAUGAUUUACUACCAAGGAGAAUCCUGCCCCUAACGUGGGGGCUCUCUUGCCUUCCUGGAGCCUCAGUUACACAAUAUCUUCUGGCUCUGGCAUCUACCAGCACCUGAUCUCUUCCCUCUCUCCUAGCUUCUUGAUAUCUCUCAAGUAGCAACUCCACCACCCCCACCCCCACCCCCACUUUUUGUUUAACGUUGGCAGGGAGAUUACAGAUGCCCCAGGGCCCCUGGGCAGCUCCUACCAAGCCUCUUCUCUCUGGGCCCAACACACACCCUGAUUAGCAAGUGGUGCGUGUGAGGAGGGUUUUUGAAUGUUGAAUGUAUAAUAAUGAUCACCAUGCGGCUGGCCACUGAGCCCAGAGCUGAGCUGUUAACAAGGCGCCCAGGGAAGAGCUUAGGGAGGAGGGACCUAAUCUCCCUCCCUCAGUAUCUGGCAGCAAAUUAGAGGCUAUUUCCAGCCUUUGCUUGUUCGCCUUCCCUUCACCAGGAGCCUUCUGGCUCUUCCUUUUGCAUUUGGCAUUUUACAUCCUUCUUCCUCUUUUUUCCCCCCAAGCUGCCACUGGGGUGUGACUCUCAGCUACUAGCAGGAGCCUUCCACCUCUUCUGGGGGACUUGUCUCUCCCCUUCACCAGCCACUCCCAAACUCUCACUCCUGCACUUGUUCUUCCAGCCAGUUUUUGGGGGAUAAGAGAACUUGUACCCCCCAAGGCCAGCCUCACCCUGACUGGGAGGGAGAGGUUCUUCCUGUAGGGAAUGCAUUUGGUUUGGUUUUCCUUUGAAGCCCAAAGAAUUUGCUGUUACAAUUUGUUAACCGAAUUGCAAUAAAGCUGGA